AUGGAGCAGGCCAUGGUGAGAGCACAAGGAGCCAGUCAGGCUGCUGCCACCAGAGCAGGAGGCUCGGAGCAUCAUCUCACUGACAUUAUAUACCUCAAAAAUGCGAUUGAGGCAGCAAGGAGCACUAGCAGCAGAGCGCAGAGGAGCUGUGCAGAGCUCACCUCUCCCUCUUGCAGCACCAUCGCCUCCAGCCCAUCCUCUGCCAGACUUAGCAGCAAAAUGCAGCGUCUACAUCUUCUCUGCCUCAGUUUCCUGGUUCUGGGAUGUAUCCUGGAUGUGCAUGGUGUGAACAACGCCCUGGACUGCUGCCUGCGAACGAGAGACACGCGGAUCCCACGGUGGAUAGUGCAGGACUACUGGCUCCAGUUGGUGCAGGAUGGCUGUGAGAUCCCGGCUGCCGUGUUCAUCACCACAAAGGGCAAGCGCCUCUGUGCCCCGCUGCAAGCUCCGUGGGUAGUUCGCCUUCAAGAGAAGCUGCAUGCCAGCUCUUCCAGGAAGGUAAGACCCACUCCUGUUCUCAGACAGGAAUGGGGGCAGGCUGCGUGGCAAACGCCAGGGCAAUUAGGCCUCAAAGAAGACCAUGGCCGCCCCCAGCACCUGGAGUGGGGCCGGUGCCCAGCUGUGAAUCUGAAGCUAAUGGAGAUGACCCGCUUCCACCUUCAGCUGCAGGGAUGA
Molecule: messenger RNA, 675 nt
Organism: Colius striatus (speckled mousebird)
Lineage: Eukaryota; Metazoa; Chordata; Aves; Coliiformes; Coliidae
Exons: 6
Coding region: 1-675 (224 amino acids)
Biological process (GO): monocyte chemotaxis; chemokine-mediated signaling pathway; positive regulation of GTPase activity
Cellular component (GO): extracellular region
Molecular function (GO): CCR chemokine receptor binding; chemokine activity
Source: RefSeq, a predicted model, not a curated record